UGCCCUUUGUCGGCUUCCCGGUGUCGUCGUCGUCCUCCUCCUACUCCGCUCCGCCACCUCGGAUUGUCGCCUCCUGUCCACCUCCUCUGCCUCAUUCCUUCCGUUUGUUCUCUUCUCCUUGUCUCUCUCGCUCCGUCCGCCGUACAAAAGGAGCCUUCCAAUGGCCUCCGAGCGAUCGGCAUCUCCAUCAUUUUCUUCGCUUCUCGUGUCGGGACUCCUCGGCGGGUCUUUUCGCUCCCCUGUCCUCCUCGUCCUGGGAAAUUCCGUCGGUGUGCGUACCGAGGGUCGUCGCUAGCUGGCGUUGGAAUUGGCGGAGCGGGCGUGGAUAGAGGCGGAAUGAAGGGAAGGAGAUCCUAGUGAUAGAAGAUUGGAACGUUUCGUCGGGAGAUCACGAUGCUUGCGUUUAAUAAAUGCUUGGCUAUGGGGACUGAUGAGUUUUGUGCUGCUGGCAGCAAAGGCCUCUAGCCCUUGAUUAAGGGCAACGAGCGAAGAUUGACGGUGCUGCUAGCGGCAGAUGUUUGGUGAUGGUGGAGGCGAUUCAAGUUUGUGGCCGUGGUUGCGGAGAUAAUGAACCACGGGGGAGCAAAUUUCUGUUUUUAACACAGAUGGCGUCAUCGUUAGAGGAGCUUCUAGCCAAGGAAGGCUUUAGAGGAAGAGGAAGAAGAUCAAUGACAAGGUCAAGAACUGUCGGUUCAGAUGCCAUCACCGCGCCUGUUUACCCUUUACACGGUCGACACAGUUCGGAUUCUUCAUAUGGAAAUAGAAACAAGACAGAGAGGACUAGGUCCGAUGCAUCAAGAUACAGUUUCAGAGGUAAACUAUCAGGAGGCGAUAGUAUCAAGGCUCCAAGGUCAAGAGAUGGUCCAAUAAUUAGAGAGAGAGUGGAUGGGGGAUCAAGAGAAGAGACUUCUCAGAAAACUGAACAUUCUCCUGAUCUACUGGAGGAUAGAAGAUCUGUUGCCAGUUCUUCAGAUUAUAAGCCAGGAAAAGAGAUUGUUGACAAUGAUUUGGACAGUAGUGACAGGAUAAAGGAUACCUACCUUAAUGAAGUGCGGAGGAUGGACAAGUUUCCUGAUGGGGGUGGCCAAAGCCGACAAUACAGAGAGACCUUAAGAAAGGAAGUGAAGCUGGAUAUGAAGCACGGUAGCAGUUCAAAGAUGCAUCUACCUGGGCGGACUCGGCCCGAAAAUUUCAAUGAAAAGUCUAAUGGAAGCUCAUAUAAUGGUAAAAGCUUCGAGGACAUUCAGAAUCCAAAGCAUUUUCGUGCAACACUCCCUGAGUUUGUACCUGCGCUUGAUGAAGUAGCUGUCCAAGCCACAAUCUCCAUUUUAACUGGAUAUAGCAAGCAUUAUUUAAAGGACAGGGGUUUUCGUGCAACCCUUCACAACAAUUGCUUCUCCUGUCUUGAUUCCAUUGCGCCAGAACAAUAUCCUAAUAAUGAGAACAAGGUCAUUGCCAAUCUAAAGCAAGCAAUUGAUACGGUAGAAAAAGCUGCAGAGGAGUGUGCAACUACAAAGGAUUUGAAAAGAGCUUUGUUGCAGUUCAGCGUUGUUACUGGCUUGAAUUCCAAUGACUUAAAGGAUGGUUUCACUUGUGGGAUCCCAAAUUAUCAUUUGUCAGCUUGUGCUCACCUGUAUUUAAGUGUGAUAUAUAAGCUACAGAAGAAAGAUCGAGCUUCAGCAAAGCAUCUUUUGCAAGUUUUUUCUGAUUCACCUUUCCAAGCUCGGACCACAUUGCUACCUGAACUAUGGGAAAAUCUGUUCUAUCCUCAUCUUUCGCAUUUGAAGCGCUGGCAUAGUCAGGAAGCUGAUUCUCUUGAGGAUAAUUCAAACAAGGAAAGGAGAUUGAAGCUUCUUGACAAAGUCUGUAAUGAAAUUCUUGAUUCAGGUACCUAUCAGUUUGCAGUUUAUUACAAGGAUUGGCUCACGGAAGGCUUUGAAGCUCCAUCUAUUCCCUCCCUCAAUAUUCCUUCAUUAUCCAUUCAGGAGUUCCAGUUUAAUGGUUCACUUGGCCAUUCUGCCGAGCUACAUAAAGUGGUUGGGCCUUUUUAUGCUCAGCCAAUGGUAAGUAGGAAACUGUAUGAAGAUGUAUUCGGCAGCUCAAAUAAACCUAGACUGGAUGAUGCUGAAGCUGAAGUAGACAACUGUCAAAGUUCUGUAAGCUCUGGUAGCUCUAGUAUUGAAGUCAAACAGACAUUAACAUGCUCCUCUGAGACAUUAAAACAUACGGAUCAAUGUACUGUGGAAAGUUACACCCAGAACCCACAAGAUAAAGCACUUGAAGAUGGACUUCCUCUGAUAGUUGGGGAAGGAAGGGGCUCAAGAGAAGUUAGCUCUUCACUAGCAGAAGCCAAUGAUGAUGAAGGCAGCAAUUCUGGCAGAAGCCAAAAAAUUGGGGAUGGUGCUCAACAAAUUCAGUAUUCCUCCACUUAUACAAUCCGAGUGAAGUUUCCCUUAGAAGAUAGUGGAAGUCAAGAAAGCUUUCAAGAACAGUCCUUCUCAAGCAUUUUGAAGCACUUCAUUUGUCCACUUACGGGAAAGUUGUUUGAAGACCCAGUGACCCUGGAGACUGGUCAAACAUAUGAACGAGUGGCAAUCAGCAAAUGGUUUGACCAGGGGAAUAGAACUUGUCCAAUGACCGGAAAAACAUUGGAAUGCUUAAGUUUGCCACUUACAAAUAUCAUCAUAAAGCGUGUAAUUCAUAGUUGGACAUCUGAAUGCUGCAAAGAUCAUGACGCUUUUGCCUUGCAAACAGUGGUCAAAAGCGAAGGGCACAAGGUUGAGCACAAAGAUACUGGAGCUAUCUCUAAGUUGGAGCAACUGCUUAUAACUUCUGAUAAAGCAGCACGAACUGCAAAUGCUGGGCAGCUUAUAUCUCUAGGAGGUCUGGAAUAUCUCAUUCAGAGGUUUGGAUCAGGACCAACAGAAGAGAGAAUGAUUCUUCUUGAACUCAUCUUGUGUUGUAUUGAAGCUGAUGCAAGUUGCAGGAACCAGAUAGCAGAAGGCAUAAGUAGUAAAUUCCUUCUUGAUUUGCUGCACAGCAAGCAGAUCCAAGUGAGAAGAAAUGCAGUGUGCUUGCUGAUUCAAAUUAUUUGUCUGAACAGGAGGAAGGAUGUUGUAUCUUUCUUGGGUAACCUACUCAAUGAAGAGAUGGUCAACGCAAUGCAUGUUCUGCUUUUGUAUCUACAAAGUGCUCCAGAUGUUGAAAAACCUUUGGUUGCCUUACUUCUGCUGCACUUUGAUCUACUGGCUGAACCUCGGAAGUACAGUAUAUACAGAGAAGAGGCUGUAGAUGCAAUUUCCUUGGCUCUUGAUCUGAGCUUAAAUGAUGAAAAUGUUCAAGAAAGUUGCUGCAAAGCACUUUUGAUUUUUGGGGGACACUUCUCAUUUUCUCAAAUGGUUUCUCCAGAGGAUUGGAUUUUAAAGCAAGAAGGAUGCAGUGAAACCUACAAAGCAAUCACUUGUGACAAUGAACAAUAUGGGUUUCUCGCUGACGAUACUUGUUCAUUUGAAAAUGAAGAUUUGGCUCAUCGAGAGUGGCUGAAUAACUUGUUAGGAUCACUUCUGGGCAGUAGAAGGAGAUCAUUUAUAGAUGCUCUCUUGAAAUGUUUGAGAUCAAGGGACUCAAAUAUGGUUCGAGCGUGUCUUAUCACUGUGGCAUGGUUGAGUUCUGCUCUUUCUUCACUAGGCAAUGCUGAACACCAGCUUUCAGUCUUUUCAGCACUUGUGCCUCAGCUGAAAGAGAAACUGGAAAGUGGUGAAAAAGUGGAACACAAGAUUCUUGCUUCAUUUUCUCUUCUCAAUUUCUGCAAAAUUCCAGAAUGCAGGGUCCUACUGUUGACAAUGUCUGAAGAGAUGACAUCUCCUCUUAGGAGCAUUGCUGAUGUUUCAGGGACAGCGAAACAGCUAUAUGCCCUCAUUUGUGGGGAUGAUAUUUGAUGUAAUGUCUAAAGACAAGAGUUACUCUGUAAGAAUUACAUCUUUUGUGAGUAUUAUCUAGCUUUUGGUUACGUCUACAAAAUCUUUUGAGCAUCCUUUAGUUUAGGAGGGUACAUAACUCUUUUGGUUCAUAUCUUUCAGUCUGCAAAGCUGAUGAAGAAAGGUAUAAGAAAGUGUUGCUGAGACCAUGGAAUAGUGGGGGUUAGGCCACUAAAUUAGUUGCAUCUUGUGAAUUCUAGAGUGAGUACAGUGUUCUACUGUAAUUUUGUCUUCAAGUUUUUUUAAUAAUUUGCGCGGGAGAACAUUCAGUUUGAUAUGUUCUAGCCCUCACGGUUUCUUGAAGGAUAAGCAUAUUGGAGAAAUGCAAGUCUUGAGAUUUCUGUUUGGUUGUUUUUCA
Molecule: messenger RNA, 4335 nt
Organism: Eucalyptus grandis
Lineage: Eukaryota; Viridiplantae; Streptophyta; Magnoliopsida; Myrtales; Myrtaceae
Product: putative E3 ubiquitin-protein ligase LIN-1
Exons: 10
Coding region: 525-3938 (1137 amino acids)
Biological process (GO): protein ubiquitination
Molecular function (GO): ubiquitin-protein transferase activity
Source: RefSeq, a predicted model, not a curated record